GAAGGAGUGGCGUUGUCGCGUGCAGUGACAAUCGGUGAACUGGGAGGGUCGCUGAUGACUCUCUGCAAACAUGGCUGCUCAGGAUGAACUCAAUCAACUGGAGCGUGUGUUCCUUCGCCUGGGCCAUGCAGAAACAGACGAGCAACUCCAGGACAUUAUUUCCAAGUUCCUCCCUCCUGUACUCCUCAAACUCUCCAGUGUACAGGAGGGCGUGCGAAAGAAAGUAAUGGAGUUGUUGGUCCACCUUAACAAGAGGAUAAAAAGCCGACCGAAGAUUCAGCUUCCAGUAGAAACUUUGCUGGUACAAUACCAAGAUCCAGCAGCUGCCUCAUUUGUUACGAAUUUCACAAUCAUUUACAUUAAAAUGGGAUACCCACGUCUGGAGGUGGGAAAACAGUGUGAGUUGGCCCCCACACUUCUCACUGCCAUGGAAGGCAAACCACAGCCACAGCAGGACAGCCUGAUGCACCUGCUGAUCCCUACUCUAUACCACAUGAAGUAUCCUGCAGACACAUCUAAGGUUGCACCUCCAUUUAACUUAACCGAGAGGCCGAAGACAGUGCAGUUGCUACUUGAGUUCAUGUUAGAUGUAUUGCUAAUGCCCUAUGGGUUUGUGCUCAAUGAAUCCCCAACUCGCCCUGCUCCGUCCUCCUCUCAGGGAGGCUCUGGGGAUGGGACAGUGGCUACAGGCGGCCAGGGUCUCCCUCAGCCUCCCCCAGGGAUGAGUGUCUAUGCUGCCAAGAGGGUGAUUGGAGAGGCCCAGUGGAGCGCGGAACAGCUGGAGCAGUGUAAGCUGGGCAUAGUUAAGUUCAUAGAGGCAAAGCAGGUCCCAGAGGUGGAGACAGUGGUGCACCUGGUGGUGGCAUCAAGUGACACCCGACACAGUGUAGCCACAGCAGCAGAUCUGGAGCUAAAGAGCAAACAGAGCAUCAUCGAUUGGAAUAAUCCUCUAAUAAUCAACAAGAUGUACAAGGUGUAUCUGGGGGAUGUUCCUCUUAAAACAAAGGGGGGCAAUAUGAAGCAAGAGCUGAAGCAUGAGCCUGUAAGCACAAGAGUCAAGCUUAAAAUCCUGCCACAUCUUCUACGGUCACGCCUGGCUGCAGAGUGUUUUCCAGCUAACAUUCAGGUUGUAUAUGAUGGUCUGUUUGGAGCCAGUACCAACAACAAAUUGCUGUCUCUUACCUUGCAGUUUGUCCAUCACAUCUGCAUGGUAUGUCCUGACACUAACAAACCUUUGGGACUGAUGCUCCUUAAUGGUCUCACCAAACUCAUAAAUGAAUAUAAGGAGGAUCCCAAGUUACUCUGUGUGGCCUAUGCUGCUGUUGGAAAACUUUCAAGCCGCAUGCCACAGCUGUUCACAAAGGAUAUUGCACUUGUACAGCAGUUUUUUGAGUCCAUGUGCAAGGAGGAGCCGGAUGUCCGCCUUGCCAUCCAGGAGGCUUUGUCCAUGAUGGUAGGAGCUUAUGCCAACCUGCAGGGGGCACUGCUGAACCUGAUGGAGGCCCUGGUAGCUGCAUACAUUGGAAAGCCGGAGGUGCAGGUUCGGCAGGUGGCCAUGAAGUUUGCCAGCACAGUGUUUGCUCCUGAUCAUGUGCCAUCAAGAUACCUGCUGUUACUGGCAGCUGGAGACCCGAGGGAGGAGGUGUCCGGAGAGGCCCAGAGGGUGCUGAGAGCUUUACCCACAAAGAGCUCAGAGAAGGAGGGACCAAAGCCAAUGCCCUCUUUUCCUGACAUGGUGGCUUAUGUCCAGGAGAAGGCAGCUCAGAGAAUCAAGACUCCUGCUAAGUAUAUCGUUGGAACCGCCACUAUUCCUUUCAACCCAUCUGCAUUUGCAGAAAUUGUUUUGUACCUGAGGAUGUGUUUAGCCCACAGCGCUGGAGCCACGCCAAUGUCGACACGUCUUGCAGACAUGCAGGAUGAUGCACCAGCCAUUGGACGCUACGUCCAAACACUGCUGUUGUCUGAUCAGCCCACAGUGUCAAAAGGCUCUGAGGCAAACCCUGUUCAUGUCUACAUGGAUCUGCUGCAGCAGCUGCUUUCUGCCGUAGGGGGAAUUCCAGUUAUGUACUGUCUAUUGGAGGUCGUGUCUGUGUGCCCAGAGAAACUUGCUCCCAGAUUUACUGAUAAAAUUGACUGGAUUAAAAGUCUUAUGAACACAAAUAAGGAAGACAUGAGGGAGCUUGCAGCACAGCUGUAUGCUUUGGUGGUUUCCACUAUGACUGGGAAUGAGCUGCAGAUGGCUGUGCAGAACCUGGUCAAAAUCACCAAAGACAACCAUAGUCCUGAGACUCAGCAUGGUGCCAUCUUGGCUCUGGGCUACAUGGUGGGGAGGUACAUGAGCAGGAGGAAAGCACUAAACUCAAGCGACUCAAUGCACAACGUGGGGCAAGAAGAUGAGGAACUUGUUGCCAUGGCGACAAAGACAAUCGGUUCUUUCCUGGACAACAAUAGUGCAAUGCUGGCUGUAGCAGCUUGCACAGCUUUGGGGGAAAUUGGACGAAAUGGCUCCCUGCUGAUCCCUGCAGAGGGUGAGGGUUUCACCAAACUGUCAAUUGUGGAAAACCUGCUGGCUCGGAUCCCUUCUGGCAAAGAGAGCACGAAGAUGAAGGAGCGAUCGAUUCAGACAUUGGGUUACCUUCCUGUGGGAGAUGGAGACUUCCCUCAUCAGAAGAAGCUGCUGCAGGGUCUCAUGGACUCUGUAGAGGCCAAGCAGGUGGAGCUGCAGUUCACAGUUGGAGAGGCUAUAACCAGUGCUGCAGUUGGCACCAGCUCUGGAGCUGCCAGAGACCCAUGGACCUGCACAGAGGACCAGUACAGUCCACCACACAAUGUAAAAAGCAAUGAUGUGGUUCCUUGGGUCCUCAACUCCAUCCUGACUAAGUAUAUAGCCAGCCAGAACCCUCAUGUCCGACAAGCAGCCUGCAUUUGGUUGCUUUCACUGGUCAAGAAACUCAGCCAACACAAGGAAAUCACAUCCAAGCUCAAGGAAAUUCAGGUGGCCUUCAUCUCUGUUCUGUCAGACCCUGAUGAGUUGAGUCAGGAUGUGGCAUCUAAAGGUCUGGGUCUUGUCUAUGAGAUGGGAGGAGAGGUCGACCAGCAGCAACUGGUGUCCACUCUGGUAGAAACUCUCAUGACAGGCAAAAGAGUGAAGCAUUCUGUCUCUGAAGACACAGAGGUGUUCCAAGGAGAGAGUUUGGGGAAAACCCCUGAUGGUCAUGGGCUGACCACAUACAAGGAGCUCUGCUCAUUGGCCAGUGACCUGAACCAACCAGAUCUCGUCUACAAGUUCAUGAACCUGGCCAAUCAUCACGCCAUGUGGAACUCCCGCAAGGGAGCAGCUUUUGGUUUUCACAUGAUUGCAGCCAAGGCUGGGGAGCAGUUGGCUCCAUUCCUGCCCCAACUUGUGCCCCGUCUGUAUCGCUACCAGUUUGACCCCAACCUGAGCAUCCGCCAGGCUAUGACCAGUAUCUGGGAUGCACUGGUCACUGAUAAGACCCUGGUGGACAAGUAUCUGAAGGAGAUCCUGAAGGAUGUCAUUUCGAACUUGACCAGUAACACAUGGAGAGUUCGUGAGUCCAGCUGCCUGGCUUUGAAUGACUUGAUUCGUGGCCGCCAGGCUGAUGACCUCGUUGAUCACCUAGCAGAAAUUUGGGAGACGCUUUUCAGAGUCCUCGAUGAUAUCAAGGAGUCAGUCAGAAAAGCUGCAGACUUGGCACUGAAGACACUCAGUAAGGUGUGUACACGUAUGUGUGAGUCGAUGGGCUCUGCUGCCCAGAGAACUGUCGCCAUAAUGUUACCCACCCUGCUGGAGAAGGGCAUCGUCAGCAAUGUGUCAGAGGUUCGCUCACUCAGUAUCCAGACCCUGGUUAAGAUUAGUAAGACAGCAGGGGCUAGACUAAAGCCUCAUGCUGCCCUGUUGAUCCCUGCACUCCUGGAGGCUCUCAGCACCCUGGAGCCUCAGGUCCUCAACUACCUCAGUCUCAGAGCCACAGAGCAGGAAAAGAGUGCCAUGGAUGCUGCCAGACUAAGUGCUGCCAAAUCCUCUCCAAUGAUGGAGACAAUAAACAUGUGUCUGCAGCACCUAGAUGUUUCUGUGCUUGGAGAGCUGGUUCCCAGACUCUGUGAGCUGCUUAAAAGUGGAGUUGGCUUGGGAACAAAGGGUGGCUGUGCUAGUGUUAUUGUAUCACUCACAGUGCAGUGCCCCCAAGACCUUACUCCAUACUCAGGUAAACUGAUGAGUGCCCUGCUUAAUGGUAUCCAUGACAGAAGCAGUGUAGUACAGAAACAAUUUGCUUUUGCAUUGGGACACUUGGUCAGGACAGCAAAAGACAGCAGUGUAGAGAAACUACUACUGAAACUCAGCAGCUGGUACUUGGAGAAAGAGGAGCCUGUGUAUAAGUCGUCAUGUGCGUUGACUGUACACGCUAUCAGCCACUACAGCCCUGAUGUGCUGAAGGGCCACGCAGGAGUGGCUCUGCCGUUGGCCUUCCUGGGUAUGCAUCAAGCACCCGGUCCUGAUGAAGAGAAGGGUGAGAGCCACGAUGCCACGCUGUGGGCUGAGGUGUGGCAGGAGAAUGUCCCAGGAAGCUUUGGCGGCAUCAGACUCUACAUGACAGAGCUGAUUGCGAUCACGCAGAAGGCGUUGCAGUCCCAGUCCUGGAAAAUGAAGGCUCAGGGUGCAGCUGCCAUGGCAACUGUUGCCAAGGAACAGACAGGCUCGUUGGUAGCACCACACCUUGGCAUGGUGCUAACAGCAUUGAUGCAGGGGCUAUCUGGACGCACAUGGGCGGGCAAGGAGGAGUUGUUGAAAGCCAUCGGCUCAGUCGUCUCCAAAUGCAGCACGGAGCUGCAGAAGCCGUGCACGGGCCAACCCACCAUCCCUGAGGUGUUGGAAGUUGUGCUGAAGGAAUGUCGGAAAGAGAGUCUAGUUUACAAAAUGGCGGCUCUGCGUUGUGCAGGAGAUGUGCUUCAAAGCUGCCAAGAGGACCGUUUCAGCAACCUGGCUGAGAUCCUUUUCCCUCUGAUCAGAAAGAGCUGCCCGGAGAGUGGUGCGGCAUCUCCCAGGUCACUGGAGGAUGAGGAUGAUAGAGAUGUGAAGGAGAGGGAGCUGCAGACUGAAGCUCUGCUCUGUGCUUUUGAGAGUCUUGGAAAAGCCUGGCCUAGAAACCCCCAGACUCAAGCUCGUUUCCAGGUGGAGGUGUGUGGUCUGAUGUGUGAGAAGUUGAAACUGAGUACCUGGAAAGUCCAACUUGGUGUUCUCCAAUCAAUGAAGGCAUACUACCAGGGGUUGUUGCUGUUGGAGAAAGGCUGUGAGGACUCUGAUGCUUUGUCACAGAUCCUCACUGAGACCUGCGCUGCUCUUACGUGCCCUUUAGAAAACAAAAGUUACUCUUCUGUGAGAACAGAGGCCUUGUCAGUUGUGGAUCUGAUUGUAAAGAGAACUGGAGAGAGUGAGCAGUGGGACUGUGUGUCGGUGAAGAGCCGGGAGCAGCUGCAGCGCUCUCUGUCAACAUUGCAGUCAGACAGCAGACCUGACCUAAGGGAUAAAGCCCAGGAGCUACGCAGGCACAUACAGAGUCAGCCCUGAGCUCACACUUACAGAAAUCUAAACAAGAAAGUCAGUCAUGCAGUCACAACCAAAAAAAUACAUCAACUUCCUCUUUUCUUCAUCAGUUAAAAAACAACACAUUACACACUCUAUUAUCUGACCAAUGCAGUGAUCUCUUAAAUGCACACAUUUUAAAUACUUUCAGUACUUAUCCAUAUAACCUGUGAGCUUGGAUGCUGACUUUGUUUAUCAAACUGCUUCACUCAAGCCGUCACUCACAUUUGGGCUGAAAACUUUACAAUUCAAAGAGACUAGAACACAGCUUGCUCAGAGUUUGACCUCACAGUGAAAGUAGUAAAGGGCAAGGCUAUCAUCGAAAUGUGUUGAGUUUUAUUUGGUUCAUUAAAGUGGACAGUAAGAUAAUUAUGAUAAAUGCUAUAUAAACCAAUGUGUUGGGUUUGUGGAUGCUGUACACCUGUAACCCCAAAAUGGGGACUUUUACUACUGUUGUGGGUUUGCCUACUCAUUAAAUGUUAGAACAACAGCAAGGUUGCACAUGUUGGCUAACACAUACAGAUGAUGAGUCAACUCUCAUUUGAAGUUGCACUAUCUGGGGUUUGGAUAUGUCCUUACUUUUUACAAGUUGUGAAAGAAGUGAGACAUUGAUAUUUCCCUCUGUGUGUCUGUAAACAGUGUCAUGACUCCUGUCUGCAGGAUGAGUAAGAAAGAUGACAGCCAUUUUUGUGAAGUGUUGAGAAACAAAAUACUGCUGUUAAGAUCAAAAGUGAUGCUGUUUGAAUUUGUUCCUGAUAGAAUAAAACUACAUUGACAGUUUUAA
Molecule: messenger RNA, 6386 nt
Organism: Cheilinus undulatus (humphead wrasse)
Lineage: Eukaryota; Metazoa; Chordata; Actinopteri; Labriformes; Labridae
Gene: ecpas
Product: Ecm29 proteasome adaptor and scaffold
Exons: 49
Coding region: 71-5587 (1838 amino acids)
Biological process (GO): proteasome assembly
Cellular component (GO): nucleus; cytoplasm
Molecular function (GO): molecular adaptor activity
Source: RefSeq, a predicted model, not a curated record